AUGAGGUGGCAACUGGAGGCUCUAGGACAGGAGAGGCUGCAGCUCAGCUCUGAGCUCAAGGCCAUGCAGGAUGUGGUGGAGGACUUCAAGUCAGAGCGUGGCCUCAACUCUCCCUGCUCCGGCCACCCCCCGCCCUCCUCCCCGGCCAUCCCGCAGAUCCCGGCUCUCCUGACUAACCAGCGGUACCAGCAGGAGAUCAACAAGUGCACGACCGCAGAGAACAACUUUGUCAUGUUCAAGGAUUUGGAUGCUGCCUGUGUGAACAAGGUGGAUCAGGGGACCAAGGUGGAUGCCCUGGCAGAUGAGAUAAACUUCCUGCAAGCCCUCUAUGAAGCGCAGCUGUGCUGGAUGCAGACCCAGAUCUCCAACACCUCGGUGGUGCUGUCCAUGGACAACAGCCAGAACCUGGGCCUGGAGAGCAUCAUCACCAAAGUCAAGGAACACUGUGAGGACAUUGCCAACCAGAGCUGUGCCAAGGCCAAGUCCUGGUACCAGAGCAAGGAGGAGGAGCUGCAGCUCUCGGCUGGCUGGCACAGGGAUGACCUCCAGAACACCAGGGUGGGGAUCUCAGAGAUGAACCACCUGGUCCAGCAGCUCCACUCAGACAUGGGCAGCGUGAAGGUGCAGGUGGCCAAGCUGCAGACGGCCAUCGCUGACAUGGAGCAGCAUGGGGACAUCGCCCUCAAGGACACCAGGGCCAGGCUGGAAAAACUGGAGACAGCCCUGCAGAAAGCCAAGGCUGACCUGGCCCGGCAGCUCUGGGAAUACCAGGAGCUCAUGAACAUCAAGCUGGCCCUGGACAUCGAGAUCGUGACUUACAGGAAGAGCUGUCUGGAGAAGGUGUUGGUGCCGUGA
Messenger RNA from Onychostruthus taczanowskii (white-rumped snowfinch), 855 nucleotides. Its product is annotated as keratin, type II cytoskeletal 75-like. Gene Ontology annotation, biological process: intermediate filament organization; keratinization. Lineage: Eukaryota; Metazoa; Chordata; Aves; Passeriformes; Passeridae. Gene Ontology annotation, cellular component: keratin filament. Gene Ontology annotation, molecular function: structural constituent of skin epidermis. The transcript has 8 exons. The record is from RefSeq and is a predicted model, not a curated record. The coding region runs from base 1 to 855 and encodes 284 amino acids.